This is a messenger RNA of Pseudophryne corroboree (corroboree frog), 8560 nucleotides long. It is a transcript of the gene OTOF, whose product is annotated as otoferlin. Gene Ontology annotation, molecular function: AP-2 adaptor complex binding; calcium ion binding. Lineage: Eukaryota; Metazoa; Chordata; Amphibia; Anura; Myobatrachidae. The record is from RefSeq and is a predicted model, not a curated record. Gene Ontology annotation, biological process: synaptic vesicle priming; plasma membrane organization. The transcript is spliced from 51 exons. The coding region runs from base 105 to 6404 and encodes 2099 amino acids. Gene Ontology annotation, cellular component: synaptic vesicle membrane; presynaptic active zone membrane.
CUCCUCUGCCAAUGCACCGUGCAGCUCCUGAGGCAGCUGAGGAUUAUCCGGCUCUCCCCAUCAGCAUCGCACUGCCUGGAUGAGAGACUCUCCUGCUCAUCGCUAUGGCUCUGAUAGUUCACCUGAAGACCGUGACCGACCUGCGGGGAAAGGGCGACCGGAUCGCCAAAGUGGCUUUCAGAGGGCUGUCAUUUUAUACCCGAGUGCUGGAGAACUGUGAGGAUGAGGCCAGGUUCGAUGAGACUUUCCGAUGGCCGAUCGCCAGUAACAUAGAUGGGAACGAGAUGCUGGAAAUACAGGUGUUUAACUACAGCAAAGUCUUCACUAACAGACUUAUUGGGACAUUUCGAAUGGUUCUACAGAAAGUGGUGGAGGAGGCUCAGCUGGAAGUUACGGACACGCUCAUCGAUGACAAUAAUUCUGCAAUACGAACCAGCGUCAGCAUUGAGCUCCGGUAUCAGACGAUGGACGGUUCAGUGGGUGCGUGGAACGAUGGCGAAUUUUUGGACAAUUCAAAUAUGAGGUCGGAAGUGGACAACAAUUACCACUUGGAGACGGACAGCUUGCUUUCCGGUCACAGCCAAAACUCCGCCGUGUCUCCUGGCAGAUCCCACCAAAGUCUGCACUCCGGGGAGAGGACCUUCAGGAGGAAUGAAGAUGAUGUGGACGAUUAUAACAGUGAAGACGAAAUGGGAGAGGGUGAUAAUAACAGCCAGUGCUCCCUACUGUCCAGCCGGGUGUCCGAGACGCGGAACAAGAUGAACGACGGUUACAAGGCAGUGACCAGGGAGGAGCUGGAUGAACUGAGGGCUAAAGGGAAGGAGAAAAAAACUGGCAUCUUCAGUAAGAAUAAGGAGAAGAAUAAAUCCAAGGAUGGGAAGGAGAAAGUCGGUAAAGGUGUCUUUUCUGCCAUGAAGCUGGGGAAGACUCGCCCGCCGAAGGAUGAUGGAAGGAGGCAAGAUGAACCUGCCAUCCUGGAGACUGAAGACCUGGACAGGAAAGCGAUACGGCUGGGUGGAGGAUUGGACCCGGACACCAUAUCUCUGGCCUCCGUCACGGCCGUCACCACCAAUGUUUCCAAUAAGAGGUCCAAACCUGACAUCAAAAUGGAGCCUAGUGCUGGGAGGCCGAUGGACUACCAAGUCAGUAUUACAGUGAUCGAGGCUCGGCAGCUGGUGGGCCUGAAUAUGGAUCCUGUCGUGUGUGUUGAAGUUGGAGAUGAGAAAAAAUACACAUCCAUGAAGGAGUCAACCAACUGCCCUUACUAUAAUGAGUACUUUGUGUUUGAUUUCCACGUGCCGCCGGACGUGAUGUUUGACAAAAUAAUCAAACUGUCAGUCAUCCAUUCUAAGAACCUCCUGCGUAGUGGGACCUUGGUUGGCUCCUUUAAAUUGGAUGUAGGGACCGUCUACACACAGCCUGAACAUCAGUUCUAUCACAAGUGGGCCAUUCUGUCAGACCCCGAUGACAUCACCGCUGGGGUGAAAGGUUACCUCAAGUGCGACAUCGCUGUUGUUGGAAAAGGAGAUAAUAUAAAGACUCCUCAUAAAGCAAAUGAGACAGAUGAGGACGACAUAGAGGGGAACCUGCUCCUUCCAGAUGGCGUGCCGCCGGAGCGCCAGUGGGCUCGCUUCUACGUCAAGAUCUUCCGCGCUGAGGGCUUACCCAGGAUGAACACCAGCAUUAUGGCCAAUGUAAAGAAAGCCCUUAUAGGGGAAAACAAGGACUUGGUGGAUCCCUAUGUCCAAGUGAGCUUCGCUGGACAGAAGGGUAAGACGUCGGUGCAGAAGAGCAGCUACGAGCCUAUGUGGAACGAGCAGAUUAUAUUUACAGAGAUGUUUCCUCCUCUGUGCAAGAGAAUGAAGAUCCAGAUCCGGGACUCGGACAAGGUGAACGACGUCGCCAUCGGCACUCACUUUAUAGACCUCCGCAAGAUCUCCAAUGAAGGCGACAAAGGUUUCCUCCCCACCCUCGGGCCAGCCUGGGUGAACAUGUAUGGGUCUACCCGUAAUUACACUCUGAUGGACGAGCACCAAGAUCUAAAUGAGGGGCUUGGAGAGGGGGUCUCUUUCCGCGCCCGGCUGUUGCUCAGUCUUGCUGUGGAGAUUUUGGACACAACUUCCCCCGAACUCACCAGCUCUACAGAAGUGCAGAUUGAAGGAGCUCCCCCGGUGGCUGAUAACUGCACGGGCAAGAUGGAGGAGUUCUUCCUCUUUGGAGCCUUCUUGGAAGCCACAAUGGUUGACCGCAAGAGUGGGGACAAGCCAAUGAACUUUGAAGUCACAAUAGGUAACUAUGGUAACCAGGUGGAUGGCACAACCAGGCCCAGACUUAGGAAGAAGAAGGAUGAAGGUGACGGUGGGGACGAAGAGUCAGAACUUCUGCAGAACUCAAGUGAGGAUGAAGCUGAUGAAGAUAGUGAAAUGCAGUCCAUCUCCUGCUCUCCACCAAUGAAGCCAUUUAUAACAGACAGAAAUUACUUCCACUUGCCGUACUUUGACAAGAAGCCGUGUAUCUACAUUAAAAGCUGGUGGCAGGACCAGAGGAGAAGACUUUACAAUGCCAACAUCAUGGACAAGAUUGCCGACAAACUGGAGGAGGGGCUGAAUGAUGUCCACGAGAUGAUAAAGACUGAGAAGGCGUAUCCGGAGAGGAGGCUGCGUGGUGUCCUGGAGGAGCUAAGCAGCAGCUGUUUCCGCUUUGUCACCCUGGCUAACAAGGACCAGAACCAGAACGGUCGCACCAAGCUGGACCGGGAGCGACUGAAGUCCUGCAUGAGAGAGCUGGAAAACAUGGGCACACAAGCCAAGACCAUGAGGUCCCAGGUGAAGAAGAACACGGUGAAAGACAAACUGAAAUUAGUCCAGAACUUCCUGCAGAAACUGCGCUUCCUGGCGGAUGAGCCGCAGCACAGUAUCCCAGACAUCUUCAUCUGGAUGCUGAGCAAUAACAAACGCGUGGCCUACGCCCGCAUCCCCUCCAAGGACAUCCUCUACUCCAUUGUGGACGAGGAGACGGGAAAGGACUGUGGGAAGGUCAAGUGCGUCUUCCUUAAGCUGCCCGGCAAACGUGGCUUUGGUCCUGCGGGUUGGACGGUACAAGCUAAGAUGGAGGUCUACAUGUGGCUGGGCCUGAAUAAGCAGCGGAAGGACUUCCUGUGCGGUCUUCCAUGUGGAUUUGAGGAGAUUAAAGCAGUGAAGGGCCCGGGCCUGCAGAGCUUCCCCCCCAUAAGCCUGAGCUAUACAAAGAAGCAGGUGUUUCAGCUACGAGCGCACAUGUACCAGGCACGCAGCUUAUUCGCCGCAGACAGUAGCGGCCUCUCCGACCCCUUUGCCAGAGUCUUCUUCAACACUCAGAGUCAGUGCACAGAGGUGCUCAAUGAAACUCUCUGCCCCACCUGGGACCAGCUACUUGUGUUUGACAAUGUGGAACUUUACGGAGAAGCAAACGAGAUGCGAGAUGAUCCUCCCAUUAUAGUCAUUGAGGUCUACGACCAAGACACGGUGGGAAAGGCGGAUUUCAUGGGCAGGACAUUUGCUAAGCCAGUAGUGAAAAUGGCUGAUGAAGGUUAUUGUCCUCCCAGGUUCCCACCGCAACUGGAGUAUUACCAGAUAUACCGUGGGAACUCCACUGCCGGAGACUUGCUGGCCGCCUUUGAACUUCUCCAGAUUGGCCCUGCUGGUAAAUCUGACCUUCCAGCUAUUGAUGGACCUACAGACCUGGAGAGAGGACCCAUCUUGCCGGUCCCGAUGGGCAUCCGACCUGUUCUCAGUAAAUACAGAGUGGAGAUCCUCUUCUGGGGACUGAGAGACCUCAAGAGGGUCAAUCUUGCCCAGGUGGACAGGCCGAGAGUGGACAUCGAAUGUGCAGGAAAGGGGGUACAGUCGGCUCUCAUCCAAAACUAUAAGAAGAAUCCAAACUUUAGCACUUUAGUUAAAUGGUUUGAAGUGGACCUUCCAGAGAAUGAGCUGCUUCACCCACCCUUGAAUAUCCGGGUGGUGGACUGCCGGGCGUUCGGGCGAUAUACGCUGGUGGGGUCACAUGCUGUCAGCUCGCUGCGCAAAUUUAUCUACCGUCCCCCCGACAAGAAAUCUCAGAACUGGAAUGCAGCAGCUAAGUUGGUGAAUGGCUAUUUGGUACUGGCAAACGGAGGGCCCUGCUCUCGCCCCACAGGUGAAAUAGUUGUCAACAUGGAACCCGAAGUCCCCAUCAAGAAAAUGGAGACUAUGGUGAAGCUGGAGGCGAAUUCUGACGCUGUUGUUAAGGUAGACGUGAAUGAAGAUGAAAAGGAGAAGAAGAAGAAAAAGAAGAAAGGGGAAGAAAUUGAAGAAGAGGAGCCUGACGAGAGCAUGCUGGACUGGUGGUCCAAGUACUUUGCUUCCAUCGAAACCCUGAAGGAGCAACUGCGCCAGCAGGAGGCGGCGCUCGCAGAAGCCGAGGAAAAGGAAGAGAUGGAAAUCGCUGAGGGUAAUUAUGGAAAUGAGAUCAAAAUUGAUGAAUCUCCCAUGAAAGGAUCAAAGGGGCAGGUGAAGAACAAGGACAAAGUGAAGGUUCCAAAGGAGGACAAGAAGAAGAAGCAACAGGCGGAACUGGCAGAGAAGAAGAACAAGCAGAAGAUUGAUGAGUUAAAGGUGUUCAACAAGGAACUGGAGACUGAGUUUGAUUGCUUUGAAGACUGGCUGCACACAUUUAACUUACUACGUGGAAAGAUCGGGGAUGAUGACGACACUAUGAGUGAGGAGGAGAGGAUAGUGGGGAGGUUUAAAGGUUCCAUGUGUGUAUACAAAGUUCCAUUACCUGACGAUGUCACCAAAGAAGCUGGAUAUGACCCCAACUUUGGCAUGUUCCAAGGCAUACCCAAUAAUGACCCAAUUAACGUGCUGGUGCGGGUGUAUGUUGUGAGGGCGACAGAUCUACAUCCAGCAGAUAUCAACGGGAAAGCAGAUCCGUAUGUCGUCAUCAAACUGGGCAAAACGGAAAUCAAAGACAAAGAGAAUUACAUUUCCAAGCAAUUGAACCCUGUCUUUGGAAAAUCAUUUGACAUCGAGGCGACUUUCCCAAUGGAGUCCAUGCUGACGGUGGCGGUUUAUGACUGGGACCUUGUUGGAACCGAUGACUUGAUUGGGGAAACCAAGAUCGAUCUGGAAAACCGUUAUUACAGCAAGCACAGAGCCACGUGUGGGAUAUCACAGACAUAUGCAAUACAUGGGUAUAACAUGUGGAGAGAUCCCAUGAAGCCUACACAGAUCUUGUCCAAACUCUGCAAAGAAGGGAAGAUUGAUGGCCCCCAUUUUGGACCCGGAGGACGAGUUAAGGUCAUGAAUCGCGUCUUUACUGGCCCCACAGAAAUUGAGGAUGAAAAUGGUCAGAAGAAGCAGACCGAUGAACAUCUGGCUCUCUCCGUCCUUCACCACUGGGAGGAGAUUCCCCGAGCCGGGUGCCGGCUGAUUCCAGAACAUGUGGAGACCCGGCCACUGCUAAAUCCAGACAAACCGGGAAUCGAACAGGGUCGUUUGGAAAUGUGGGUGGACAUGUUUCCGAUGGACAUGCCUGCACCAGGUCCUGCCAUUGACAUUUCUCCAAGGAAGCCAAAAAGUUUUGAGCUGCGUGUUAUAAUUUGGAACACUGAUGAAGUGAUUCUAGAAGAUGAUGCGUUCAUGACAGGAGAGAAGAUGUCUGACAUCUAUGUCAAGGGGUGGCUGAAAGGUCAGCAGGAAGAUAAGCAAGACACGGAUGUCCACUACCACUCGCUUACCGGAGAGGGAAAUUUCAACUGGAGGUUUCUGUUUCCAUUUGAUUACCUGGUUGCCGAAGAGAAGAUUGUCAUCUCCAAGAAAGAGUCCAUGUUCUCCUGGGAUGAGACGGAGUACAAGAUCCCAGCCCGCCUUACGCUACAGGUCUGGGAUGCUGACCACUUCUCUGCAGAUGACUUCCUCGGUGCAAUUGAAUUGGACUUGAACCGUUUCCCUCGGGGAGCAAAGACGGCGAAGCAGUGUUCUAUAGACAUGGUGGCCCCAGAAGUUGAUUUGCCAAUGGUCUCUAUCUUCAAGCAGAAGAGGGUGAAAGGAUGGUGGCCGUUUGUGGCCCGGAAUGAGAAUGAUGAGCUAGAACUCACGGGUAAAGUGGAAGCAGAACUCCAUCUGCUGUCUGCAGAGGAAGCAGAGAAAUGUCCUGCCGGGCUCGGCCGUAAUGAGCCAGAUCCUCUGGAGAAACCAAAUCGCCCCAACACAAGUCUGGCCUGGCUGCUGAACCCCUUGCGCAUCGCCUGCGUGCUGGUUUGGAGGCACUAUAAGUGGCACGUCUGCGGCCUGCUGCUGGCCUGCGUGCUACUGAUCUUCCUGGCGCUGUCGCUGUAUACGUUACCCGGGGUGCUCAACCAGAGGUUUAUAAAUCCCAGAAGAUGAAACGUACAUUAAGGAGAGACAUUUUACCCCCAGGAUAAGAGUAUUUGGUGCAAGCAAAACGCGUCUGGUCAUGUACGAUGUGUGUGAGGUAACGCACGCAGCAGCACAUAGCCGUAACUAAAGGCUCAGCCACGGUCAGAGGACAAGGCGGGAAAAGCAGGGACAGAAUUCAGAAAACAGGGAACAAUGACGGCUUAUCCGGCAAGCAAAGUAACCAGCUAAAUCUGGCAGCGAUUGUGCGUCAGACUGCAAUUAACACAAUGACCCGAUUACAACGCGUUUUAUAUAACGGGAUCCACAAUGCUUCAUUUUGAAUAGACAGAUAUUUUACAGUCAGAUACUCCAAUAAAAUAUAUCAGAUUUAAAGUGUGUCUGUUACCUCAUAACAGUACAGGCAAGGAUACUGUAUGGUGGGCUGAACAUCGCUGAGGUAUGAGGCACAUCACUGAGGCAUGAGGCACUAUCUGCCACAGGGAAAUCACACGCUCCUGGGGCCUGAUUCUGAUUGACAUAUAGUGCGAUGUUCACGCAACUGAGCGAUUAACGACAGACUGCGCAUGCACCGCGUUUGCUCUGCACAUGCGCCACGGUAGUUGUGCGAUGGCGCUCGCAAGGAUGAAUUGCGACUGACAGGAACGGACCGCAUGUGGGAGGUAACAGGGGAGUGGCGGCCAUUGUCUCUGUCUCCAGCUGCGAUUAUGGACGUAGAGACAUGGCGGUAAUGUCGCUAUGGUUGCAGCCAGUCUGUGUGGCCGGAGAACCACUCGGGAAGUCGAUGUUCCUCGUUACUGCGUCAGUGCUGUGUAUGUGUGGCAUUUGUAUAUGUACACAGUUGCUGACGUUGCGAUGGCUCCGGUGGCAGUCUGUACUCUUUAUUCUGGGCAGGAGAUUCACCUGCGAUGAUUAUAGUAAUUCUGCAGCCUAGAAAGUCGCAGCUGCAUUGCAUGUGCAUACAAAUCGUAAUGAGGCACCUAGUGCCUCACACACGCCGGAUUCUCCUGAAUACUGGCUGCCUCCCGCAUCUGACGCGCCGCCUUAAGACAGAAUCAAUAUUCUCUUAAACUUCUGGCCCUAAACUGCAAAUAAAUAUUAUUCCAGAGGGAAAGUCGGAGACUACAACUGUCCCAGAUCUCACAUAUUACACCUGUGGGGGAUUUACUGUUGCACGGUUUUGUCACAGCUGGUUCAUCAGUUAUUUCUGUUGCCGCUUUAAGGGCCUGAUCCUGAGUCAGACACUGCCAUCUCUGCGUCUUUUGCCUCAGUUACGUUUGCAUCUUUAUGUAAAUGCUGCUACUGUACAAAGUCCUCGGGCUGGGUGCGUGGUCAGACUAAGACGCACACAAGGAAAAAAAUUGUCUGCGUGAAUAUCAGCACAGCGCGUAACCCUAAAUCCAUUGGUCCGAUCAUCGGCGGCUUUGACAAACCGUUUUCAUAGUAUGAGAGGUAUCCCCUGGGUGGCUCAGUGAGGAAGUGAACCAUUAAUAAUAAGGGAUCAGUGUUGCUGGUAUAGACCAGGAGUUCUGGGACAGUACUGAGCAUCCAAAUCACAACUUAGAUUUCAUGAGAGAGCACCUAGAGAUCUUCAUCAAAGUAUGGGGAGAAGGUACCAGCCAAUCAGCUCCUACCAUGUCACAGGCUGUGCUUGAAAAAUGUCAGUCAGGAGCCGAUUGGUUAUUGCUUUAUCUCUCUCCAUACGUUGAUAAAUAGCCCCCCUUAUUAUACACACUGUGGUGGUGGCAAUUCUGUGGUCAGACACUAAUCAUAAGCCAGUCCACUAGAGAACAGCAGCAUCAGGUAGUCUCUAGCUGCCAGGGCAUGCUGGGACUUGUAGUUCCAUCGUUGGUUACCUUGCUCAUACACGGGAUGAGUCUGCUGGGUGUCACAAUGGACAGCACUGGAUGGGUGAAACGCACGCUUUACAUGCUUCCGCUUAGGCCCGGCCUAAGGUAACACUCAGGUGAGUGGCUUCCACUGGAACAUCACAUAGUCCAGUUCUUGUACAAGGACCAACAUGACGCUACCUGCUAGAAUAUUGGGAUUUACUAUUGAGGGAGAGAUUAUGGUAAAAUAAGACUAUUUUUCUAGCCUGUGUUUUGUAUUAACUCUAUAAAUGGUUUCACUCAUUGACAUUGUAUUAAAAGGACGUUUGAAAACAA